Molecule: messenger RNA, 1590 nt
Organism: Conger conger (European conger)
Lineage: Eukaryota; Metazoa; Chordata; Actinopteri; Anguilliformes; Congridae
Product: NACHT, LRR and PYD domains-containing protein 1b allele 2
Exons: 14
Coding region: 243-1520 (425 amino acids)
Biological process (GO): mRNA export from nucleus; regulation of DNA-templated transcription elongation
Cellular component (GO): THO complex part of transcription export complex
Source: RefSeq, a predicted model, not a curated record
ACGUUCAGGACAGGAAUUGCUGACAGUUGCUGGCUAAAAAGCGUGCAUACCGUAGUUACAGUAUUGGUGUAUUUGGAGGAAAAGCGUUAAUUCUGUAGCAUUAUCAGGCCGUUCUUCUGUUGUGAGGUUUCCGGUUCUUCACAGGGGACAGGUGUGAUCCAGGCGAACUGUCUUUUUUCCUCUUCAAAUUAAAGGUCAGGCAAAUACAAUCACAAUCACGCAACUUCACAGGUGGAUAGACGAUGGUGGCGGAGAUGACGAGUUUUGGGUCUUCUGCAUCUUUCGAAGAGAGUGAGAGGGACAUUUCACCGCCAGACCAGAAAGGAAAUGUGAGUGAGAACGAAAGCAGCGGCUCAGACAGCACAGAGACGUCCACGGGGGAGAGCUCAGCGGACGAGGGCUCAGACAGGGAUGCUGCUGCUGCUGCUGAGGAUGAUGAAGAGGAAGAGAAAGACGCCAUUGAGGGAGGAGCUUCUAGGCACGAUCAGGAUCCUGUUCUGGAGCCAAACUCAGAGGAACAGAGUGGGACAGAUGCUGUGAGGAGGGUCUGUUGUGAGAGGUGCCAGCUCAUGCAGUCACAGGACCAGGGCUUCGAACGCGUAAAUCCCAGGAGAAUCUCACGAGGAAGACUACUGGCCUUGCUGGACGCGGAGGGUGUGUAUGAGUGCUCCGUCACUGGACUGGUGUUCGAGGUUACCCAGAAGGCCCAGGUGCGCUACUCCGUUCUCUCCUGGAGUAAGUUUGGGGCCUACCUGCAGGACUCCUGGAAAUUUGCGGGUCCCAUCUUCGACGUGGACUGUGACCCGGCCAUCCUCACUGCCAUCCAGCUCCCCCAUUCGCUGUGCCUGGCAGACCCGGCGGAUGCUGUGAGCUUCAGUGUGCUGCAUGUGAAGGGCGGGCGGGGGCUGGUGGAGGCGGUGUCGGAUCACGGCGGCGGGCGGGUGAAGUGGCGGGUGUCGUCUCUGUCCCCCGUGGGGGCCAUCGUGCAGACCCCGCGGCCGGCGGAGCACCACGGCGUGGUGCUGGUGUUCCGUCAGCUCGCCCAGCGCUCCUCCAACUCCUUCCACGUCUACAUCGCCACCAACAACGAGUCCGACAUCAAGGACAUCAAGAAAGAGGUGCGCAUUGCGAAAAAGCGCUUUGUGAUGUUGGACAAACCCGCCACAUGUCUGCUGCAGGAGGAGAGCAAGUACCAGCUCACCAGCGACCCCGAGGGGGACAUCACGCCUGAGUGUCUGAGGUUCACGCAGGCUGUGCUGAAGAUGAAGAGUUAUUUUGAAGUCUUCUUCGAGCAGCCGCCUCCGUUCAAGCUGUCGCUGGUGGAGGCGGAGUCGGGUCAGACCGUGUGGAGCACCACACUGCGAGAGGGAGACUUUGAGGACAUGAAUGCCAAUGAGAAACCAAAGCGAGGACCUGAAGGUGAGUUUGUGUGGAGGGGAGGAGCCUCUGCCUCUGCCUUCAUUACACUACACUUAUAUACACUGCUUUUAUCCAGAGCAACUUGCAAUUUAUUAGGCUAAGCAGGGGCCAAUCCCCCCUGGAGCAAUGUGGGUUCAAAGGCACUGAACUUAUUGUGGCCUCACUGGGGAA